Otolemur garnettii (small-eared galago) is the source of this 1264-nucleotide messenger RNA. It is a transcript of the gene SBK3, whose product is annotated as SH3 domain binding kinase family member 3. The coding region runs from base 1 to 1086 and encodes 361 amino acids. The transcript is spliced from 4 exons. NCBI's taxonomy places the organism in Eukaryota, Metazoa, Chordata, Mammalia, Primates, Galagidae. Gene Ontology annotation, biological process: protein phosphorylation. Gene Ontology annotation, molecular function: protein serine/threonine kinase activity; ATP binding. The record is from RefSeq and is a predicted model, not a curated record.
AUGGAGCUCAGGGCCCCUGAGACCCCUGAGGAUGGGGACCCAGAGGAGGACACAGCCAAGGCCCUCCAACGGCUGGUGGAGCUGACAGCCACCAGGGUCACCCUGGUGAGGAGUCUGCAAGUCCAGUAUCGCCUCAUCCGAAAGCUGGGCUCUGGCUCCUAUGGCCGUGUGCUCCUUGCCCAGCCUCGCCACGGGGGUCCAGCUGUGGCUCUGAAGCUUCUGCGUCGGGACUCUGUCCUGAGAACCACCUUCCUGAGAGAGUUCUGUGUGGGCCGCUGUGUCUCCUCACACCCAGGCCUGCUGCAGACGCUGGCAGGACCCCUGCAGACUCCCCGCUAUUUUGUCUUCGCCCAGGAGUACGCGCCCUGUGGGGACCUCAGCGGGAUGCUCCAGGAAAGGGGCCUCCCAGAGCUGCUGGUGAAGCGGGUGAUGGCCCAGUUGGCUGGCGCUCUGGACUUCCUCCACAGCCGGGGGCUGGUGCACGCAGACGUCAAGCCAGACAAUGUGCUGGUCUUUGACCCUGUGUGCAGCCGUGUGGCCCUAGGUGACCUGGGUUUGACCCGGCCGGAGGGCAGCCCAACUCCUGCACCACCAGCCCCACUGCCCACUGCACCGCCUGAGCUCUGCCUCCUCCUGCCGGCCGACACCCUGCCCCUGCGACCGUCUAUGGACUCCUGGGGCCUGGGGGUGCUUCUCUUCUGUGCAGCCACUGCGUGUUUCCCUUGGGAAGUGGCCUUGGCCCCUGACCCUGAGUUUGAAACCUUUGCUUGCUGGAUGACCACCAGGCCCCAGCCUCCUCAGCCACCACCACCCUGGGACCAGUUUGCACCCCCAGCUCUGGCCUUGCUCAGGGGGCUUCUAGACCUGGAUCCUGAGACUAGGAGCCCUGCACUGGCUGUCCUGGACUUUCUGGGGGACAACUGGGGGUUGGAGGGAAAUAGAGAAGGACCUGGGGACUUGGAGAACGAGUCCUAUGAGGGUGGGGAGGAAGAGAAAGAGGGAGGGUCAAGCUUGGAGGACUGGACAGAUGAAGAGGAUGACGACAAAGGUGGCAGGAAGACAGGGACAGAUGCAGGAUCGUCCUGACCAGGUGGCCAGAGCAUGGGCCAAAGGCCCUUCCCCCAGCUCUCAUGGCCACCUGGAUGGGGAGACAGCUGCUCCCAAAGGACAGAGGGAACACACUGCACCUCUUCCCACUGAAUGCUGGACUUGGAUGUGCAAUCCCCCUUCCAACUGAGGACCCAGGGGUCUAGGCCCCUAGCCC